AUGUCACCUAGUCCACGCCCGGACUAUGACACAAGGUCAUACACUGAGAACGGACAAGUGGUUUACAUACCAAUCAACAUGGAGAAUGGCCGCCAUGAAAAGCUGAGUCGGUAUGACCGACCCGAUGCUGCUGUGUAUGCGACUGAAUCGAGAACAAGUAGCCGGGCAAAAGUACGCAGUCCUAGCAUAAAUGGAGUGAUUGCGGUGGCGGCAGAAAAUGAAACGAACCCGUCAUUUAACCCGAAUCGCCAUAUGAGCAUAAUUGCAGGAGAUGACGUCAGAGAUGCAUUGAGUCAGUUCGACUACCUCAAUGACUACGACAACACAAGCAUUCGAGGACGCGAACGGGAGGCCUCAUAUCACUUUUGA
Strongylus vulgaris is the source of this 369-nucleotide messenger RNA. Lineage: Eukaryota; Metazoa; Nematoda; Chromadorea; Rhabditida; Strongylidae. The record is from the annotation of a GenBank genome assembly.